This is a messenger RNA of Maudiozyma saulgeensis, 4995 nucleotides long. The record is from the annotation of a GenBank genome assembly. NCBI's taxonomy places the organism in Eukaryota, Fungi, Ascomycota, Saccharomycetes, Saccharomycetales, Saccharomycetaceae.
AUGGAUAUUAGUAAACCUGUUGGUUCAGAAAUUACUUCCGUGGAUUUCAGUGUCUUAUCCGCUAAGGAUAUUAGAUCACUUUCUGCUAAACAGAUUACAAACCCAACAGUCUUAGACAAUUUAGGUCAUCCAAUAUCUGGUGGUCUUUAUGAUUUAUCUCUCGGUGCGUUUUUAAGAAAUUUAUGUACUACUUGUGGUUUAGAUGAAAAAUUUUGCCCUGGUCAUUUAGGUCAUAUUGAAUUACCUGUUCCAUGUUACAGUCCACUUUUCUUUAACCAAUUGUACAUUUAUUUGAGAAGUUCAUGUCUUUACUGUCAUCAUUUCCGUUUAAAGUCCGUAGAGAUUCAUAAGUAUGCUAUGAAAUUGAAAUUAUUACAAUAUGGUCUUAUUGAUGAAUCUUAUCAAUUAGAUGAAAUUACUAUUGGUGAUUUACAAGAUUUCAUUGAAGAUGUCGAUGAGGCUGAAGAAGAUAACACUUUAGAAGAUGAUGAUAAUGAACCAAAGAAGAAAUUUUCUUCUAAGAUUGACCCAGCUAAAUUAGUAAGAGAAUUGAAGAACAAACGUACUGAAUUUGUUAACAUUUGUAUUGCUAAAGCUAUCUCAUGUGGUAAGACCACCGAGAGAGGUACUUUCACUGCUACUGUUAGUGAUGAAAGAAAGAAAUUGAUCCACGAUUUUCACAAGAGAUUAUUAUCUAGACCAAAGUGUGACAAUUGUGGUAUGUUCUCACCAAAAUUUAGAAAGGAUGGUUUUACCAAGAUUUUCGAAAAUGCUUUAACUGAUAAACAAUUGACUAAUAACAGAGUUAAAGGUUUCAUUCGUCAAGAUAUGAUUAAGAAACAGCAACAAGCAAAGAAGUUGAACGGCGAAGAUACUUCUAAUGACGAACCAGAUUUUGAUAUUGGAAGAAAUCCAGACUCAAGACCAAAGACUGGUUCUACAUAUAUCUUAUCUACUGAAAUUAGAAACAUUUUAAAUUCCGUAUUCAGAAAAGAACAACAAGUUCUUCAAUAUGUUUUUCAUGCCAAACCAAAUCUGUCUAAAAAAUAUGUUUCCGCCAACUUAUUUUUCAUGGAUGUUGUGGUUGUUCCACCAACUAGAUUCCGUUUACCAUCUAAACUAGGUGAAGAAAUUCACGAAAACAGUCAAAAUCAACUUCUGUCUAAGAUCUUAACAACCUCUUUAUUAAUUAGAGACUUGAAUGAUGAAAUGUCCAAGUUAGAAAAGGAUAAGGUUUCUUUAGAAGAUAGAAGAAUCAUUUUCAGUAGAUUAAUGAAUGCUUUUGUUACCAUUCAAAAUGACGUUAACGGAUUUAUCGAUUCUACUAAGGUCCAAGGUAACAAUGGUGGUAAACUUCCAGUACCAGGUGUUAAACAAGCCUUAGAAAAGAAAGAAGGUUUAUUCAGAAAACAUAUGAUGGGUAAGCGUGUUAACUAUGCUGCUCGUUCUGUUAUUUCCCCAGAUCCAAAUAUCGAAACUGAUGAAAUUGGUGUCCCACCAGUUUUUGCUACUAAAUUAACAUACCCAGAACCUGUUACUUCAUACAAUAUUGCAGAAUUACGUCAAGCUGUCAUCAAUGGUCCAGAUAAGUGGCCAGGUGCAUUACAAAUCCAAAAUGAGGAUGGCUCCUUAGUCUCUUUGAUUGGUAUGUCUUCAGAACAAAGAAAAGCUUUAGCAAACCAGUUAAUGACUCCAUCCUCCCAAAAUGCUGCCACUCAUACUAUUAAUAAGAAGGUUUACCGUCAUAUUAAGAACAGAGAUAUUGUUAUCAUGAACCGUCAACCAACUUUACAUAAGGCUUCUAUGAUGGGUCAUAAAGUUAGAGUGCUACCUGGUGAAAAGACUCUUCGUAUGCAUUACGCUAAUACUGGUGCUUAUAACGCUGAUUUUGACGGUGAUGAAAUGAAUAUGCAUUUCCCACAAAAUGAAAACGCUAGAGCAGAAGCCUUUAACUUAGCUAACACCGAUUCUCAAUAUUUGACACCUACAUCUGGUUCUCCAGUUAGAGGUUUGAUUCAAGAUCAUAUUUCUGCCGGUGUUUGGUUAACCAAUAAGGACAGUUUUUUCACAAGAGAAGAAUAUCAGCAAUAUGUAUACGGUUGUAUUCGUCCAGAAGAUGGUCACUCCACAAGACCAAAGAUCAUCUCUGUGCCUCCAGCUAUCAUGAAACCAGUUCCACUUUGGACUGGUAAACAAAUCAUUACUACUGUUCUAUUAAACGUAACUCCAGCCGAUAUGCCAGGUAUUAAUUUGACAUCUUCCAAUAAAAUCAAAAACGAAUACUGGAGUAAACAUUCCGAAGAAAACACUGUUUUAUUCAAGGAUGGUGCACUUCUAUGUGGUAUUCUAGAUAAAUCUCAAUAUGGUUCCACUAAGUACGGUAUUGUCCAUUCUUUACAUGAAGUUUACGGUCCAUCUGUUGCUGCCAAGACACUUUCUGUUCUAGGUAGACUAUUCACCAAUUAUAUCACAGCAACAGCGUUCACUUGUGGUAUGGAUGAUUUACGUUUAACUGAUGAAGGGAACAAAUGGAGAUCUGAUAUUUUGAAAACAUCUGUUGACACGGGUCGUGAAGCUGCUGCUGAAGUAACCAAUUUACCAGCAGAUACUGCUGCCAACGAUCCAGAACUAUUGAAACGUUUAGAAGAAAUUCUUCGUGAUGAUAAUAAAUCUGGUAUUCUAGAUGCUGUUACCUCUUCCAAGGUUAAUGCUAUUGCUUCUAAGGUUGUUGCUAAAUGUGUUCCAGGUGGUACUAUGAAGAAGUUCCCAGAAAAUUCCAUGCAAUCUAUGGCUCUAUCUGGUGCUAAAGGUUCUAAUGUCAACGUUUCUCAAAUUAUGUGUUUGUUAGGUCAACAAGCUUUAGAAGGUAGAAGAGUUCCUGUUAUGGUCAGUGGUAAAACAUUACCAUCUUUCAAGCCUUAUGAAACCGAUGCCAGAGCUGGUGGUUAUGUUAAGGGCCGUUUCUACUCAGGUAUUAGACCUCAAGAAUAUUAUUUCCAUUGUAUGGCUGGUCGUGAAGGUUUGAUUGAUACCGCUGUUAAAACAUCUAGAUCUGGUUACUUACAACGUUGUUUAACCAAGCAAUUGGAAGGUGUUCACGUUUCUUAUGAUAACAGUGUUAGAGAUGCCGAUGGCACCUUGAUUCAAUUCUUAUAUGGUGGUGAUGCCGUUGAUGUAACAAAGGAAUCUCACAUGACAAAGUUCAAUUUCUGUGUUGAUAACUAUGAUGCUUUCUUGAAGAAAUAUGAUCCAGCUGCAUUAGUUGAACAUCUAGAUGUUGAAAGUGCUUUGAAGUACUCCAAGAAGACUCUGAAGAACAGAAGAAAACAUGAAAAAGAACCACAUUAUGAACAAUCUACUAAAUAUGACCCAGUAUUGGCAAAAUACAAUCCUGCCAAAUACCUUGGUUCUGUAUCUGAAAACUUCCAGGAUAAAUUAGAAGGUUUCUUAGAUGACAACUCUAAAUUAUUCAAGUCUAAAGAUAACAUUAGUGAGAAGAAGUUCAGGGCUUUAAUGCAAUUAAAAUAUAUGCGUUCUCUGAUUAAUCCAGGUGAAGCUGUUGGUAUCAUUGCUUCUCAAUCUGUCGGUGAACCAUCUACUCAAAUGACAUUGAACACUUUCCAUUUUGCUGGUCAUGGUGCUGCCAACGUUACCUUAGGUAUUCCACGUAUGAGAGAAAUUAUUAUGACCGCUUCUUCUGCUAUUAAAACUCCACAAAUGACUCUACCAAUCCUAAAGGAUGUUUCUGAUGAAAAUGCAGAUACUUUCUGUAAGUCUAUUUCCAAGGUUGUUCUAUCAGAAGUUAUUGAUAAGGUCACUGUCACUGAAACUAGUGGUUCAACUGCUAAUAAUACAAACGCUCGUGCCUAUGCUAUCAAUAUGAAAUUCUUUGACUUUGCUGAAUAUAGUGAAGAAUACGAUAUCUCUAAGGAAGAAUUACAGGAUGUUGUUUCCGAAACUUUCUUACAUGCGCUAGAAACCGCUAUUAUUAAGGAAAUCAGAAAACAAAAGAAGACUGCUCUACCCGAUGUUGGUGUUGCUGUACCAAAGGUUCAAGAAUAUUCAGAGUCAUCCAAGAAACUCGAAGAAGAUAAUGACGAACAGGAAGCUCAUAAGAAGACGAAACAAGCUGUUUCUUAUGAUGACCCAGAUGAAGAUGAAAUUGAAACUAUGAGACAAGCUGAAAAGUCUUCUGAUGAGGAAGACUUGGACUCUGAUAUGGAUUCUAGCAGUAGUGAUUCCGAAUCUGAUGAUGAGGAUAAUGAAGAUAUUGAAGGUGUAUUAUCUAGAGCUAUUGAUGAAGCCAAUAAGAAUAUGAGUAAGACUCAACGUGAUAGACAAUCUGCUAUUGUUUCUAAUCACAGAUUUAUUACCAAAUACAACUUUGAUGAUACUGAAGGUAAGUGGUGUGAGUUCAGAUUAGAACUAGCCGCUGAUACCGAAAAGUUGCUGAUGGUUAACAUUGUAGAAAAUAUCUGUAGAAAGAGUGUUAUCAGACAAGUUGCCCAUAUUGACCGUUGUGUUCAUCCUGAACCAGAAAAUGGUAAGCGUGUUUUGGUUACUGAAGGUGUUAACUUCACAUCAAUGUGGGAGCAAGAAGACUUCAUUGAUGUAGACGGUAUUAGAUCAAAUGAUAUUGCUUCUGUCUUAAAGACGUACGGUGUUGAAGCUGCUAGAAAUACAAUUGUUUACGAAAUCAAUAACGUUUUCUCUCGUUAUGCUAUUUCUGUCUCCUUCCGUCAUUUGGAUUUAAUCGCGGAUAUGAUGACAAGACAAGGUUCAUACCUGGCCUUUAACAGACAAGGGAUGGAAACUUCCACCUCCUCCUUGAUGAAGAUGUCAUACGAAACCACCUGUCAAUUUUUGACCAAGGCAGUCUUGGAUAACGAACGUGAAGAACUACAAUCUCCAUCUGCAAGAAUUGUUUUAGGUAAACUAAAUGGAGGUGGUACUGGUUCAUUUGAUGUUCUAGCCAAGGUUCCAGCAAGAGCCUAA